GUAAUUCCGAGGGAGAGUGAGUGGGGCCGGGACCGGCCGAGCCGAGCCCACACCUCUCUUCCCCUAMGCGCGUGGGCAGGACAGGGGGCUCCACAGGACAGCGCAGCCGAAGCCCAUUUCCAGGGGCGCUUUGCUCCCCGUUUUCCCACACUUCUUUCUCUGCCCUUCACCGGAACGGUUGGUCAAGGGGUGGGGGAAAGAGACGCAAACACAAAAGUGGAAAACAGUUAAUGACCAGCCACAGCGUCUGCUGUGAGCUUCGGCCAGUGCCUCCAGGGCUCCUGAGCCACACACAGGUUGCUUUGGGUGCCGGCUGAGGUAACAUGGCUUAUUGGCCUCAGUUGAGGUUGCUGCUGUGGAAGAACCUCACUUUCAGAAGAAGACAAACAUGUCAGCUCYUGCUGGAAGUGGCCUGGCCUCUGUUUAUCUUCCUGAUCCUAAUCUCUGUUCGACUGAGCUACCCACCCUAUGAACAACAUGAAUGUCACUUUCCAAAUAAAGCCAUGCCCUCUGCAGGAACACUUCCUUGGGUUCAGGGGAUUAUCUGUAAUGCCAACAACCCCUGUUUCCGUUAUCCAACCCCUGGUGAGGCUCCAGGGGUUGUUGGAAACUUUAACAAGUCCAUUGUAUCUCGCCUGUUCUCAGACGCUCGGAGGCUUCUUUUAUACAGCCGGAGAGAUACCAGCAUGAAAGACAUACACAAAGUUCUGAGGACAUUACAGCAGAUCAAGAAUUCCAGUCCAAGCUUGAAGCUUCAGGAUUUCCUGGUGGACAAUGAAACCUUCUCAGGAUUCCUGAAUCACAAUCUGUCUCUACCAAGGCCAACUGUGGAGAAAAUGCUGGGGGCUGAUGUCAGUCUGCAGAAGGUAUUUUUGCAAGGUUACCAGUUACAUUUGACCAAUCUGUGCAAUGGAUCCAAAUUAGGAGAAGUGAUUCGACUUGGUGAUGCAGAAGUUUCUGAGCUUUGCAGUCUACCAAGGGAAAAACUGGAUGCGGCAGAGCGAGUGCUUCGUUCCAACAUGGACAUCCUGAAGCCGAUCGUGAUAGGACUGAACUCUACAUCUCCCUUCCCAAGCAAACAGCUGGCCGAAGCCACCAAGACUCUGCUGGAUAGUCUCGGGAGUCUGGCCCAAGAGCUGUUCAGCAUGAGGAGCUGGAGCGACAUGCGACAGGAGGUGUUGUUUCUGACCAACGUGAACRGCUCCAGCUCCUCCACCCAGAUAUACCAGGCUGUGUCCCGCAUCGUCUGUGGCCAUCCAGAGGGCGGGGGGCUGAAGAUCAAGUCUCUGAACUGGUACGAGGACAACAACUACAAAGCCCUCUUUGGAGGCAAUGGCACUGAGGAAGAUGCUGACACUUUCUAUGACAACUCUACAACUCCUUAUUGCAAUGAUUUGAUGAAGAAUUUGGAGUCUAGUCCUCUUUCCCGCAUCAUUUGGAAAGCUCUCAAGCCUCUGCUUGUUGGGAAGAUUCUGUAUACACCUGACACUCCGGCCACGAGGCAGGUUAUGGCAGAGGUGAACAAGACCUUCCAGGAGUUGGCUGUGUUCCAUGACCUGGAAGGCAUGUGGGAAGAGCUCAGCCCCAAGAUCUGGACCUUCAUGGAGAACAGCCAAGAAAUGGACCUUGUUCGGACGCUGUUGGAUAGCAGAAGCAAUGACCGCUUCUGGGAACAGCAGUUGGACGGCUUAGAUUGGACAGCCCAAGACAUCGUGGCAUUUCUGGCCAAGUACCCAGAGGAUGUCCAGUCUGCCAAUGGCUCUGUGUACACCUGGAGAGAAGCUUUCAACGAGACCAACAGGGCAAUCCAGACCAUAUCUCGCUUCAUGGAGUGUGUCAACCUGAACAAGCUGGAACCCAUACCCACAGAGGUCCGGCUCAUCAACAAGUCCAUGGAGCUGCUGGAUGAGAGGAAGUUCUGGGCUGGUAUCGUGUUCACAGGAAUCGCUCCAGGCAGUGCCGAGCUGCCCCAUCACGUCAAGUACAAAAUCCGAAUGGACAUUGACAAUGUGGAGAGAACAAACAAAAUCAAGGAUGGGUACUGGGAUCCAGGUCCUCGGGCUGACCCCUUUGAGGAUAUGCGAUACGUCUGGGGAGGCUUCGCCUACUUGCAAGAUGUGGUGGAGCAGGCGAUCAUCAGGGUACUGACGGGCACUGAGAAGAAAACCGGUGUCUAUGUGCAGCAGAUGCCUUACCCCUGUUAUGUCGAUGACAUCUUCCUGCGGGUAAUGAGCCGCUCAAUGCCCCUCUUCAUGACGCUGGCCUGGAUCUACUCUGUGGCUGUGAUCAUCAAGGGCAUCGUGUAUGAGAAGGAGGCGAGGCUGAAGGAGACCAUGCGGAUCAUGGGCCUGGACAACGGCAUCCUGUGGUUUAGCUGGUUCAUCAGUAGCCUCAUCCCUCUGCUUCUGAGUGCCAGCCUGCUAGUGGUCAUCCUGAAGUUAGGAAACCUGCUGCCCUACAGUGACCCCAGCGUGGUGUUUGUCUUCCUGUCUGUGUUUGCUGUGGUGACCAUCCUGCAGUGCUUCCUGAUUAGCACACUCUUCUCCCGAGCCAACCUGGCAGCAGCCUGUGGGGGCAUCAUUUACUUCACGCUGUACCUGCCCUAUGUCCUGUGCGUGGCAUGGCAGGACUAUGUGGGCUUCACAGUCAAGAUCUUCGCGAGCCUGCUAUCUCCUGUGGCUUUUGGGUUUGGCUGUGAGUACUUUGCCCUUUUUGAGGAGCAGGGCAUUGGUGUGCAGUGGGACAACCUCUUUGAGAGCCCUGUGGAGGAAGAUGGCUUCAAUCUCACCACUUCAGUCUCCAUGAUGCUGUUCGACACCUUCCUCUAUGGGGUGAUGACCUGGUACAUUGAGGCUGUCUUUCCAGGCCAGUAUGGAAUUCCCAGGCCCUGGUAUUUUCCUUGCACCAAGUCCUACUGGUUUGGUGAGGAAAGUGAUGAGAAGAGCCACCCUGGUUCUAGCCAGAAGGGAAUAUCAGAAAUCUGCAUGGAAGAGGAACCGACCCACCUGAAGCUGGGUGUGUCCAUUCAGAACCUGGUGAAGAUUUACCGAGAUGGCAUGAAGGUGGCUGUUGAUGGCCUGGCACUGAAUUUUUAUGAGGGCCAGAUCACCUCCUUUCUGGGCCACAAUGGAGCAGGGAAGACAACCACCAUGUCAAUCCUGACUGGGUUGUUCCCUCCCACCUCCGGCACGGCCUACAUCUUGGGAAAGGAUAUUCGCUCUGAGAUGAGCACCAUCCGGCAGAACCUGGGGGUCUGUCCCCAGCACAAUGUGCUAUUUGACAUGCUUACUGUGGAAGAGCACAUUUGGUUCUAUGCCUGCCUGAAGGGACUUUCCCAGAAGCAUGUGAAAGCAGAGAUGGAACAAAUGGCCCUGGAUGUUGGUCUGCCGCCCAGCAAGCUGAAAAGCAAAACAAGUCAGUUGUCAGGUGGGAUGCAGAGAAAGCUGUCUGUGGCCUUGGCCUUUGUUGGGGGGUCCAAGGUUGUCAUUCUGGAUGAGCCCACAGCUGGUGUGGAUCCCUACUCCCGCAGGGGAAUAUGGGAGCUGCUGCUGAAAUACCGACAAGGCCGCACCAUUAUUCUCUCCACACACCACAUGGAUGAAGCAGACAUCCUGGGGGAUAGGAUUGCCAUCAUUUCCCAUGGGAAGUUGUGCUGUGUGGGCUCCUCCCUGUUUUUGAAGAACCAGCUGGGAACAGGCUACUACCUGACACUGGUCAAGAAAGAUGUGGAAUCCUCCCUGAGUUCCUGCCGAAAUAGCAGCAGCACUGUGUCAUACCUGAAAAAGGAGGACAGUGUUUCUCAGAGCAGUUCUGAUGCUGGCCUGGGCAGCGACCAUGAAAGUGACACGCUGACCAUCGAUGUCUCAGCCAUCUCCAACCUCAUCAGGAAGCAUGUGUCUGAAGCCCGGCUAGUGGAAGACAUUGGGCAUGAGUUGACCUACGUACUGCCAUAUGAAGCUGCUAAGGAGGGGGCAUUUGUGGAACUCUUCCAUGAGAUCGAUGACCGGCUCUCAGACCUGGGCAUAUCCAGUUAUGGCAUCUCAGAGACUACCUUGGAAGAAAUAUUCCUCAAAGUGGCUGAAGAGAGUGGGGUGGAUGCUGAGACUUCAGAUGGUACCUUGCCAGCGAGACGAAACCGACGGGCCUUUGGAGACAAGCAGAGCUGCCUUCGCCCAUUUACUGAAGAUGAUGCUAUUGAUCCCAAUGAUUCUGAUAUAGACCCAGAAUCCAGGGAGACAGACCUGCUCAGCGGGAUGGAUGGUAAAGGCUCCUAUCAGGUGAAGGGCUGGAAACUCACACAGCAACAGUUUGUGGCUCUUUUGUGGAAGAGGCUGCUGAUCGCCAGACGGAGUAGAAAAGGAUUCUUCGCUCAGAUUGUYCUGMCAGCUGURUUUGUCUGCAUUGCCCUGGUGUUCAGCCUGAUUGUGCCACCCUUUGGCAAGUACCCUAGCCUGGAACUUCAGCCCUGGAUGUACAAUGAGCAGUAUACGUUUGUCAGUAAUGAUGCUCCUGAGGACACUGGCACCCAGCAACUCUUGAAUGCCCUCACCAAAGACCCUGGUUUUGGGACCCGGUGUAUGGAAGGAAACCCAAUCCCAGACACACCCUGCUUGGCAGGGGAGGAGGAGUGGACUACUGCCCCAGUUCCCCAGACCAUCAUGGACCUCUUCCAAAAUGGGAACUGGACAAUGCAGAACCCUUCACCUGCCUGCCAGUGUAGCAGUGACAAAAUCAAAAAGAUGCUGCCUGUGUGUCCCCCGGGGGCAGGGGGGAUGCCACCUCCACAGAGAAAACAGAACACUGCAGACAUCCUUCAGAAUCUGACAGGAAGGAACAUCUCGGAUUACCUGGUGAAGACGUAUGUGCAGAUCAUAGCCAAAAGCUUAAAGAAUAAGAUCUGGGUGAAUGAGUUUAGGUAUGGUGGAUUUUCCCUCGGUGUCAGUAACUCUCAAGCACUUCCUCCAAGUCAAGAAGUUAAUGAUGCCAUCAGGCAAAUGAAGAAACACUUGAAGCUGGCCAAGGACAGUUCUGCAGAUCGAUUUCUCAACAACUUGGGAAGGUUCAUGACAGGACUGGACACCAAAAAUAAUGUCAAGGUGUGGUUCAAUAACAAAGGCUGGCAUGCUAUCAGCUCUUUCCUGAAUGUCAUCAACAAUGCCAUUCUCCGGGCCAACCUGCAGAAGGGAGAGAACCCUAGCCAGUAUGGGAUUACUGCUUUCAAUCACCCCCUGAAUCUCACCAAGCAGCAGCUUUCAGAAGUGGCUCUGAUGACCACGUCAGUAGAUGUACUUGUGUCCAUAUGUGUCAUCUUUGCGAUGUCCUUUGUCCCAGCCAGCUUUGUUGUGUUCCUGAUCCAGGAGCGGGUCAGCAAAGCCAAGCACCUACAGUUUAUCAGUGGAGUGAAGCCUGUCAUCUACUGGCUUUCCAAUUUUGUCUGGGAUAUGUGCAAUUAUGUGGUUCCUGCUACAUUGGUCAUUAUCAUCUUCAUCUGCUUUCAGCAGAAGUCCUAUGUGUCCUCCACCAACCUGCCUGUGCUAGCCCUUCUUCUUUUGCUAUAUGGGUGGUCAAUCACACCUCUUAUGUACCCAGCCUCCUUUGUGUUCAAGAUCCCCAGCACAGCCUAUGUGGUGCUCACCAGCGUGAACCUCUUCAUUGGCAUCAAUGGCAGUGUGGCCACUUUUGUGCUAGAGCUCUUUACCAACAAUAAGCUGAAUAACAUCAAUGAUAUCCUGAAGUCUGUGUUCUUGAUCUUCCCACAUUUUUGCUUGGGACGAGGGCUCAUUGAUAUGGUGAAAAACCAGGCAAUGGCUGAUGCCCUGGAAAGAUUUGGGGAGAAUCGCUUUGUGUCACCACUCUCUUGGGACUUGGUAGGACGAAACCUUUUUGCCAUGGCUGUGGAAGGGGUGGUAUUUUUCCUCAUUACUGUUCUGAUCCAGUACAGAUUCUUCAUCAGACCCAGACCAGUGAAAGCAAAGCUUCCUCCUUUGAAUGAUGAGGAUGAAGAUGUAAGGCGGGAAAGACAGAGAAUUCUGGAUGGUGGAGGACAGAAUGAUAUCUUGGAAAUCAAAGAGUUGACUAAGAUAUAUAGGAGGAAGAGGAAGCCUGCUGUUGACAGGAUUUGUGUUGGCAUUCCUCCUGGUGAGUGCUUUGGACUUCUGGGAGUUAAUGGUGCUGGAAAAUCAUCCACUUUCAAGAUGCUAACUGGAGACACUACUGUUACCAGAGGGGAUGCUUUCCUUAACAAAAAUAGUAUCUUGUCAAACAUCCAUGAAGUACAUCAGAACAUGGGCUAUUGCCCUCAGUUUGAUGCUAUCACAGAGCUGCUGACUGGAAGAGAGCAUGUAGAGUUCUUCGCCCUCUUGAGAGGAGUCCCAGAGAAAGAAGUUGGCAAGGUUGGUGAAUGGGCAAUUCGGAAACUGGGCCUUGUGAAGUAUGGAGAAAAAUAUGCUGGUAACUAUAGUGGAGGCAACAAGCGCAAGCUUUCAACAGCCAUGGCUUUGAUUGGUGGGCCACCUGUGGUAUUUCUGGAUGAACCAACCACAGGCAUGGAUCCCAAAGCCCGAAGAUUCUUGUGGAAUUGUGCCCUAAGCAUCGUCAAGGAGGGGAGAUCAGUAGUGCUUACAUCUCAUAGUAUGGAGGAAUGUGAAGCUCUUUGCACUAGGAUGGCAAUUAUGGUCAAUGGGAGGUUCAGGUGCCUUGGCAGUGUACAACAUCUGAAAAAUAGGUUUGGAGAUGGUUAUACAAUAGUUGUACGAAUAGCAGGAUCCAAUCCUGACCUGAAGCCUGUCCAGGAAUUCUUUGGACUUGCCUUCCCAGGAAGCGUCCUAAAAGAGAAACACCGGAACAUGUUACAGUACCAGCUUCCCUCUUCAUUAUCUUCUCUGGCCAGGAUAUUCAGUAUCCUCUCCCAGAGCAAAAAGCGACUCCACAUAGAAGACUACUCUGUUUCUCAGACAACACUUGACCAAGUAUUUGUGAACUUUGCCAAGGACCAAAGUGAUGAUGACCACUUAAAGGACUUGUCAUUACACAAAAACCAGACAGUAGUGGAUGUUUCAGUUCUCACAUCUUUUCUACAGGAUGAGAAAGUGAAAGAAAGUUAUGUAUGAAGAAUGUCGUUCAUACAGGAUGGCUGAACAUAAGGAAGAACGAGAUCUUCCUUUUACACUGUGUGAAGUGUUCCAGAGGAACAGGCUGGAAGUUUUUGUGGGAAGAAGUAAACUGGAUACUGUACUGAUACUAUUCAAUGCAAUGCAAUUCAAUGCAAUGAAAACAAAAUUCCAUUACAGGGGCAGUGCCUUUGUAGCCUAUGUCUUGUAUGGCUCUAUGUGAAAAAGACUUGAAUUUAGUUUAUUACCUUUACCUAUGUGAAACUAUAGUAUGGAACCCAGUGGACAUUUGGGUUUGAAGUCAUACUUUUUUGUUCCUGUGUAUCCUCACUGGGAUUGCAGCAACAAUUCAUCAAAUAACCAUGGCCAGUGAUUAUCAAAAUCAAAGGCGUACAUCCUCAUCCAUUAAGCCAUCCCAUUCCAGGAGACCGGUUUCCUGGUGACACAACCAUUGCUGGCAAUGAGUGUGCCAGAAUUACUAGUGCCAAGUUGCUCAGAAAGUCUGAAACACCGUAGUGUGUAACAUACACCUUUGUAAAGCUGCUCUUCUCAGAGUCUAUCAACAUCAUUAAAUAUCAGGUGACAAAAUGGUGCCAUGUACGGCUAACGUCCUUCUUUGAGUCCCUUUUUGAUGAGCUGCUUUGGUGGCUGUAAUAUGUAAAGUAUGGAUAUCUACACACAGGAAACUUGGUUCCAUUGUUAUGUUGCCCCAUGCUUGGGAGCCAUGGGUUUCUAGGGUCUUUCUGGGACUGUUUAAAUAUACUUAAAUCCUGGUAAGAAACAAAGGCUUAGCAGCCAAACUGUUGGAACUGUAAGCUGCUGAAGUCAAGGCAUGGGAUUAAAGAGAUGGUGUAUUCAAACCUAGUGCCCAUUUGUCCUGAUUGUUAACACGGUACACUGCAUCUCAAAAAUUUUGUUAUUUGACACAGGUGUAGUAUUAUUUCUGGMUUUUUGAAUUAAUCUAGAAAUGAAAAGAUUGAGUUAUAUUUUGACAAAAAUCUUUGUACUAUUAUGUCAUUUGGARUUUUCAGUUAUAUCAGUGAUUUCUGAAACCUUAGAAUGACCUCUUUUAGGACCUGUGGUAUAGAGGAGUAUGGUCACACUGCCUCACUAGCUUUAUUUUUCCUAUACAAAUKUGCAGAUAGAAUGUCUGACUAGUGCCUAGUGACUAUAAAACAAUGUGGUGGUCAAGAUCUCAUGAUAUUGUUGUUGAAUUUAAAAUCACGUAGAAUACUCUUAAAUCAGUUCAUCAAUCAAGUAUUUUUUGAGUAUAUGCUAUAGCUGAAUGUGUACGUAUAGAUGGAUGGAUACAAAAGAGAAAUUAAGAAGAGAAAUUAAGUCUCAGUAGAUUUCCCAUGCCAUGUUAUUCAGCUAACUGGUUUACAAAAGAUAGGUUGUUUUAUUGUGAUUAUGGAAGCCCACUUAAAGAAUAUUGGCUAGACUUUUUUUUUUCUUUUAAUAGCAACAGUGCAAAAGCCAGAAAAGGUCACAAGGCUGAACAAUGGAUUCUUUCAAAGAGAAAUCAGCUAGCUUGGGAACUUGUUGAAUACAACUUGUACUUAUGACAUUUAGUACCUCCACAUAAUUGGUUCUGCAGAAAUGUUAGACACCCCAUUAAAUCUCUGACAAUCUCAAAUUUUGAAUCUCUUCAAUCAUUAAACUAUCCUGAAAAAAAUAAAAACAGCAAAUGCUUCCACAAAGAAUAGUUUUCAGACUUAAUCUUAUUUUAGUUUUUAAAUAAAAAAUAUUAUUUCACUAAUGCUCAGUGUCAUCUUUCUUGAGACAAAACAAAAAUAUGAGGGAAUUGCUAUUUGGCAAAGUUCAAGUAAACUUUCAAUAUCAUUAAUUUAUCUUAACUAUUUCUAAAAUUUAAAUAUUAACUCUAAAGGUAUACAAUUUCAGAUAUAUUUCAAAUGUGUAUGUAUAUAUAUGUGAAUAUAUAUAUACAUAUAUAUUUAGAUUCAUAGACUGUUAAGCAACUCCUGGCUUAAAAAGAAAAAUGAUUUUCAAAAAAUUAAUGUCAUUAUUUUCUAAAAUGAUAAAGCAUAUUUUCAAUAACUAUUAGCAUGAGAUUACUACAUUCAUGCCAUUUUCAAAGAUAUAAGAAUAAUUUAGUUUCUAAGAAUAAUUUAGUUUCUCAUUAAUUUUAAAAAUAAAAUCAAAAUCUGGUGGUUUUCUCAUUUCAUCAUGAAUCACUCUCAUUCACGAUAUUAAAUCCAUGAGUGACUCUUUGCUUCUAAUUACUCUGACUUCAAGGUCACAUUUUAAAACUUCAAAGGCACUGUGAACUAUUUUGAGAAAAAAAUUAAAUGUAGAUUUAAAAGGGUCUUUCUGAAGCUAGAAAUAAUAUACAGUUCUACAUUAACUUCAUUAUUAUUGUGUUACCUUUUAGACUAUCCAAACAGUAAUCUUAAAGUUCCCUGUGUAAACUUAAUUAUGGUAGAAAUUUUUACCAACUCUAUCCUUAAAUAAAAUUUCUGUAUAUUAACUGUGGAAAUGUAACUAUGUGAGUUUCAUAAAUUCUCAAAAAGUGUUCAAAGAUUUCURCUCUUGCAUCUUUUGGAUACCUUGGAAAACUUACUAACUGUGAAUAUAAAAAAUACAAAAGAAAAUAACAAGUCCUCUCUAUAUAAAUACCUAGCACUAUUCAUUGUUAUAAAACAAACAACCAAACCUCAACUACUGUAUUUUGAUAUCUGUACUGAAAGCAUUUCUUUGUGACUAUUAAAUGUUGCACAUCAUUCAUUCACUGUAUAGUAAUCAUUGACUAAAGGGAUUUGUCUAUGUUUUCUUCUCAUGGUUGUAUAUAUCAGGUAAAAUUUUUUCCAAAGAGCCAUGUGUUAUGUAAUAAUGAACCACUUUGAUACUGAGAUAUUAAUUUGUAUUUACUAGUAAUAAUGUAAUACCAUAGUUAAUACUGCUYUAAUUCUUUUCAAAAUUAUUGCAUCCCUUUUUAUAGAAUGUUUAUAUUUCCAUAAGGAUUAGGUAUGCUAUUAUUCCUUCUUAUACCCUUGAGUAAAGCUGUUCUUGUGCUUUUUCUUUAUCAUUGGCCCUUCAUUCCAAGCACUUUAUGCURUCUGUAAUGGAUCUAUUUUUGCACUGGAAUAUCUGAGAAUUGCAAAACUAGACAAAAGUUUCACAAUAGAUUUCUAAGUUAAAUCAUUU
Urocitellus parryii (Arctic ground squirrel) is the source of this 10274-nucleotide messenger RNA. It is a transcript of the gene Abca1, whose product is annotated as ATP binding cassette subfamily A member 1. NCBI's taxonomy places the organism in Eukaryota, Metazoa, Chordata, Mammalia, Rodentia, Sciuridae. Gene Ontology annotation, biological process: lipid transport; transmembrane transport. The record is from RefSeq and is a predicted model, not a curated record. Gene Ontology annotation, molecular function: ATP binding; ABC-type transporter activity; ATP hydrolysis activity. Gene Ontology annotation, cellular component: intracellular membrane-bounded organelle; membrane.